Perkinsus marinus ATCC 50983 is the source of this 683-nucleotide messenger RNA. Its product is annotated as RNA polymerase Rpb7, putative. The coding region runs from base 12 to 653 and encodes 213 amino acids. Gene Ontology annotation, cellular component: RNA polymerase III complex. Gene Ontology annotation, biological process: transcription initiation at RNA polymerase III promoter; DNA-templated transcription. The transcript is spliced from 6 exons. The record is from RefSeq and is a predicted model, not a curated record. Lineage: Eukaryota; Perkinsozoa; Perkinsida; Perkinsidae.
UGUCGUUGUCGAUGUUCAUCAUCACUGUGGUGUCGGACACCAUAGUCCUACCACCUGACGAGUUCGAGCCGGGCAAGCACAUACCACAUAUACGGCGGCGAAUACAGGAGAAGUACGUGGACCGAGUUAUACCAGACGUUGGACUGGUGGUGGCUCUAUAUGACGUCAUCAGGAUCACUGAUGCUUACAUCCAUCCUGCUGACUUUCACCACCAAAAGGGAGGAGCCUUCUGCAAGGUGGCAUUCCGCUUGUGUGUCUUCCGUCCAAUGGUUGGGGAGACUAUAGUGGGCACGGUGGAUAGGUCCACAGCCACUGGGCUCUAUGUCAAGCUGGGGUCAUGGUUCAAGGAUGUGCAUAUACCAUAUGCUGAUCUGAAGGAUCCGUGCUUAUAUGAUGAACAGACUAAGCUGUGGAUAUGGCAGUAUAAGCGGGAGGAUGCCACUGAUAGUUUCUUUUACAGGCCGGGUGCGGAGAUAUGCUUCUCGGUAAAGGCAAUAGUAUUCAAUCAACGACAGGAGAACAAGUCGACGUUAGCACAAGCUGUGGCUGAGAAGGAUUCGAAGGGUCCUAGUGCACCCCUACCCCCGAUGCAGGUAUUAGGUAGUGUUGCCGGUGAUGGUAUGGGACUAACCAGCUGGUGGGCCGAGGAUUGAUGACAACUCUACAGCAACACACGUUUACUA